AUGGCAGCGAUGGAAAGACAGUCAACUCCCUGGGAAACGCUUCAAGCGUUUGAAGACGAACGGCUCUCCACAAACAGUUCGGUCAUGAGAGAGUCCCUCUAUGGACCUUUUUAUGCUCACCUGCCCAACGUUUACCUCGAUUGGGAGCUCGAAGGCUAUGUUUGCCGGGUUCUGGGGAGCAAAUGCUAUGGCCUCAAAUUGCCAAAGCCAAGUAACCUCAUGAAGCAUCUCCGGAGUCCAUACCACUUGAGACAUGACGAGAUGCGAGCUCCCCGACGGCAAUCACCACCCCCACGGACAAAUGAUGUCCGUCAAAAUACCAAGGCUGUACCUGAUGAAGUGACAACCACAAACCAAGUUUCUACUUCUAUCCGUCAAAAUACCAAGGCUACACCUAAUGAGGCGACAACUCCUGUCGAACUUCUGAACACUCGAUACAUACCUAGAGUUAUCGAAAUCACAGAAAGCCAAACUGGAGAUCUUCGGUCAGAAAUUUCUACUCCGUCUAAAAUUGAAGACAGCCAGGUUCUUCUAGAGGAAAUCACUGCUACCGAAGCUUUGCUAUCGGAAAUUGAAGACAGCUAG
Molecule: messenger RNA, 585 nt
Organism: Trichoderma harzianum CBS 226.95
Lineage: Eukaryota; Fungi; Ascomycota; Sordariomycetes; Hypocreales; Hypocreaceae
Exons: 4
Coding region: 1-585 (194 amino acids)
Source: RefSeq, a predicted model, not a curated record